AUGGCCGGUGUCGGGGCAGCGGCCGCCCUCCCAGUGUCCCAGCCUAGCAACGGUGGCUACAAACACCGCAGCCACCGUAGCCACCGCCGACCAGCCGUUUUUUCCCCCCCGCCCUUUUUCCUUCCCCUUUGUCUCUGUGAGGUCGGGGUGUCCCAACAUGGGGACCCUGCUGAGCCACACCGUCUCCUCCUGCUCCCCGGGCCCCCCCCGGCCGUGAGGGGACAGCGGGGGCCGGGGGGAGCGCGGGGGGCUCCCCUGGGGGACGUGCUGACCCCCCGCGAGCGGGCCCUGCUCCGUGCCUCCGACCCCACUUCCAGGAGGCUGCCGGCGGAGCAGGGAGAGCCCCUCCGGAGGCCGGUCCCACCAGGAGGACACCAGGAGCUGCUGGAGGCCCACCAGAGCCAUGUGGCCGAAAUCCGGGCCAGGACCCAGCAGCUGGAGCAGCAGAGGGAGGGGCUGUGCCGGCGGCUGGCGGAGCUGGGAAGGGGGGUGGCCACAGACCCCCACCCCGAGCGGGAGGGACCGGAGCUGAGCCCGGCCCCACAGGCCCCGAGGGAUGAGGUUGGACGGCUGCAAGUGACACAGGGAGGGGCUGCCCUCCACCUCGACGCCCUCCUGCCGGCUGCUGGGCCACUUGCCGCCGAGGCCAGGGAGCUGCGACUGUCCUACCUGCGGGGCGGUGGGCACGACCCCACCAUCCUGGCCCAGCUCCUCCAGCUGCAGGCGGAGGCCACGGUGCUGGAGAAAGGGACUACAGGGCCGCGCAGGGGCAGGAGGCCAGAACCCUCUGAUGCUAGUGGACGGGGCCUGGAUGCGGCCCUGCUGGCUGUGGAGCUGGAGAACCAGCGGCUGGAGGACCAGCUCCUGGCACUGAAGGUCAGGAGGGAGAGGAGAGCCAACACCGGGUCACGGGUGACACAGCAGCACGCGGAGGAGCUGGCCCAGCUGCAGGCAGAGGUGGGGAUGCUGCGAUGCCACGUGGAGCAGAGGAGGCCAUGGCUGCCCCCUGCCAUCCUCCCGCCCCCCGUGGCCCCCCUGCUCCCACCAGCCACGGUCUCACCAGAGCUUCUGCCGGGACUCAGGGGGUGA
Molecule: messenger RNA, 1089 nt
Organism: Calidris pugnax (ruff)
Lineage: Eukaryota; Metazoa; Chordata; Aves; Charadriiformes; Scolopacidae
Gene: CCDC17
Product: coiled-coil domain containing 17
Exons: 9
Coding region: 1-1089 (362 amino acids)
Source: RefSeq, a predicted model, not a curated record